Dreissena polymorpha is the source of this 1453-nucleotide messenger RNA. RefSeq lists its product as uncharacterized. The record is from RefSeq and is a predicted model, not a curated record. Bases 280 to 975 code for a protein of 231 amino acids. Gene Ontology annotation, cellular component: AMPA glutamate receptor complex. The transcript has 2 exons. Gene Ontology annotation, biological process: negative regulation of BMP signaling pathway. NCBI's taxonomy places the organism in Eukaryota, Metazoa, Mollusca, Bivalvia, Myida, Dreissenidae.
UUUGAUGAGAAAAGAGAGUUGAAUCGUGUUUUAAUUAUUCAUCAAUUCUGAACGAUGAACAUGAAUAAUAACUGAUGCUAGGUAUCACUUGCUUUGUAAUCCAUAACAAUUUAUUAUCUUCAAAUAAAGUUGCGAAUAUAUUGGAUCACGCGAAAAACGGUGGAAAUAUCUCUCGAGAUACCAAAAGAAAUUUUUGUUUCUGCCACAUAGAUAAGAACUAUUUACAUCCCACGACUGUCAGAAUAUCAGGUUUGUUUACAGCGUUGUUUUAAGAAAGAGAUGACGACUUUGCGUCAAAUGAAGGACUUAGUUCUUUUUAUUUUGACAACGUACCAUCUUUGUCAGGUACAUUGUCGACUUACACCCGAAACAAUAGCGAUUAAGAGAUUUUUACACGGGUGUCCGAUCGCUCUUCAGUGUAUGCUUCCACCAUGUGAAAAUCCCGUGUUUGGACCUGGGAACUGCUGUGGAUCGUGUCCGGAGCCUGACACAACCCCGGUCGCCAAUCCGUCAGCAACCCACGGUGAACCUGGCGUAACAAUCAAUCAUCUGCCGUCGCAGAACAAUGCUGGGCGGUUCAGACGCAUACCAUACGUAAGGAGAAAGGCCAAUCCUAAACCGGUCAAGAGGACUGCACCUCCGACCACCACCCAAAAUCCACCGACCACCACAGAACCCCCGCCAACAACAACAACAACGCAACCCACAACUAUAGAUUGUCCAUACCCAUGUACUUACUAUGGACAGCAUUACUGUCACCUACUGCCAUGCCAUAUUACUUGCGUGGAUGCUGUACGGCCGCCGGGCGCGUGCUGCUACGAAUGUCCCAACGGUCCGAACUGUAUGUACCAGGGUACCGUCAUACCGGAAGGACAGAACGCUACUGUGGACGGCGGAGAGGUGGUGUUUUGUUCCAGCGGGGAUUUGUUUGGCGGAUCUGUGAUAGUUUAUCCAGUUCCGGAGGUCGUCGGCUAACGCAUCCCGGGCCACGGCGGAUCUGUGAUGGUUUUAUCCAGUUGAUGCGGUAGUCGACUAACGCAUGUCUGCGAUUAUAUUUCAUGUCAUGCUUUUUAAAAGCUUCCAUACGAAAUAAACUCUAACAAGACCUUAAAGACCUUAAACUUGUUUAAACAUAUAUAUAUAUAUAUAUAUAUCCGCUUUUCCAAUACUGCCUUAAAAACAAAUAAUUGGACCAGCUCUUGGGACUUAAGCCGAUUUAAAAAAAGUGUUAGUCAAAAUUAACAUAUUUAAAAACUUUUUAAAAUUAAUUUUACAAUAUAUCCGGACUAUAGAGUACUAUGACAUGGAAAUAAUUUCAAUUAAGCACACACGUACCUAAGCUGCACGUAUUAUUUUAUUUUAUUUAUUUAUUUGCAAUAUUUCAAAAUAACCUCAUCGAUUAUCGAUUAUCGACGCAAAAAGAUUCCUAGCAAAAACAAUAAUAGAAGGUCAA